AUGUCCGUCUCCGUCAACCCUCGACGCAGGACUCCUCCGGUGACUCCCCCGGAGUCCUCUGCCGGCAGUCGCCUCACUCUUAAGACCAACAGCCUCCGCAAGGGUGCUACCUUCCAUUCUCCCACCAGUCCUACAUCUUCCCUUGACGAUGCUUUGACUGCUCCCCCAAGCCUUCGACGCUCCCAGACCAACCUGGACGACGUCGUCGAUGCCCAUCGCCGCCGUAUGGCACUGUUUGUCGACGACAUCGACAAGUCACUUGCCAACAUCACCCUCGUCUCCCCCAAGGCCAAGUCUUUCCGAGACGACAGCCUUCCCGUGCCCAGAGGCUUCCUGAACCUUCCUGUCGUUGACCCCGCCAUGGCAAAGGGAAAGUCCAAGGAGGCGGAACGUCGCAUCCUGCGCCCCAGAACCCGUCGCUCCUCGAGACAUCAUGAAUCAGACAGCGGACUCGGCACCUCUGUCGCGCAUACCGCCGAGACAGAGACUGCGACCACUGCUUCAAAGAAGGCAUCCGCCAUCACCCGCUCUGCUGCCAACGCUUCUUCCACCAUGGAGAAGCUUCCCGCCCUGACCUCCAAGGCCGCCAACCGCAUCCAAGAGCACAUUCUUCGACCACUCCGGGCCAAGCCCGCCCUCAAGGACUUCGAGCCGAUUGUUCUUGACGUUCCCAGGCGUAUCAGAGAGAAGGAGAUCAUCUGCCUGAGAGACCUGGAAAAGACGCUCAUCUUUAUGGCACCGGAGAGGACCAAGACCGCCGCCUUGUACCUCGAUUUCUGCCUGACGUCGAUCCGCUGCAUUCAAGCCACCGUGGAAUACCUCAGCGACCGAGAACAGACUCGACCCAACGACCGGCCUUACACUAACGGGUAUUUCAUCGACCUCGUGGAACAGAUUCGCCAGUACGCCGGCCAACUUGCUGCCGCCAAGGAAUCAGACGCUGCUGAGAUGGACGUUGACCCGACCGACGAAAUCAAGCUGUUCGGCGGCAUCACCGAGAACGGACGCCCAGCCGAGCUCGUCCGCGUUCGCAAGGACGGAAAGGCCAUUUCCAUGGCGACCGGCUUGGAGGUCGACCUUGACGACGCCAAGAGCCCCGUCCAGAUGAAGCGCUCCUUGAGCCAGCAAUUAGAAGACGACGAGGAGAUCAUGCGCUCUAUGGCCCGCCGCAAGAAGAACGCGAGCCCCGAGGAGCUUGCCCCCAAGAAGUGCCGCGAGCCUGGUUGCAACAAGGAGUUCAAGCGUCCUUGUGACUUGACCAAGCACGAGAAGACUCACUCCCGCCCUUGGAAAUGCCCUGUCAAGUCCUGCAAAUACCACGAGUACGGUUGGCCCACCGAGAAGGAGAUGGACCGCCACCACAACGACAAGCACUCCUCGGCACCGCCCAUGUACGAGUGCCUGUACAAGCCGUGCCCCUACAAGUCGAAGCGGGAAUCAAACUGCAAGCAGCACAUGGAGAAGGCCCACGGCUGGCAAUACGUUCGCACCAAGACCAACGGCAAGAAGUCGUCGAGCAAGGCCGGCAGCCAGCGCUGCCACCCCCCUCCGCCAAUGGACCAGGCGCAGUUCAACUUCAACGACCCCAUUCUUGCUCCCCUGCACACCAUCGGUCCCGUGGGCGACUUUGCUUCCCACAUUGAUGGCAUGGAGUUCCCCUCCUACAUCUCGGACGAAGACUUUGACCAAGUUCUCGGUGUUUCGGGCCCGUUCGAUGGUCAGCUUGACAUGUCCAUGUCCCCGUCGGACCACAACACCCCCUCCACCGAUGUGUCUUAUGGCCCCUACUCGUACCAGGAGGGCCCCGACUUCACUGUGAAUGAGGACAUCUAUGGUGCCCACGCCCAACUCCCCACCCCUGACCGGUCUGUCUUCGCCGAAAAGAUGAACAUGGCAUUCCCCAUCUAUCAGCCUGUUCCCACAUGCCAGCCUCAGAUGGAUGCCGUCCAGACUGCCCCUCACAUUUCUCCCAUUGGCCAGGGCAAUGCCAUGCUCUACACACCAAACUCUCUGGCCGAGGUGGAUGAGGGCUUCGAGGACACAUUUAAUGGCGGCGCCGAUGAGUUCUGUGGCAACGACUUCCAGCUCUUCCCCGCCAACCCCGUGAGCAAGACGUACGAAUCCCUCUUCGGCGAGGUGCCGAGUGCCGGCUUGGGCUACUCCCAAGCGUCACAGGAUCCGUUCCAGUCUCUCGAGUGGGCCUUGGACUACCAUAGCUUUCCGAGCCAGUAA
Molecule: messenger RNA, 2232 nt
Organism: Colletotrichum navitas
Lineage: Eukaryota; Fungi; Ascomycota; Sordariomycetes; Glomerellales; Glomerellaceae
Exons: 4
Coding region: 1-2232 (743 amino acids)
Biological process (GO): regulation of transcription by RNA polymerase II
Cellular component (GO): nucleus
Source: RefSeq, a predicted model, not a curated record